Messenger RNA from Punica granatum (pomegranate), 1270 nucleotides. The record is from RefSeq and is a predicted model, not a curated record. Lineage: Eukaryota; Viridiplantae; Streptophyta; Magnoliopsida; Myrtales; Lythraceae.
CCCUUCGGCAAGGGGCUCUCGUGCAAGCUACCAUUUAGGCUCUGCCUCUGCCUUCCCAGCUCUGUAGCUCGAAAAAUUGGACUUUGAAAAAUUCUGAGGCUCCCCCUCAAUCUCAAAACUUUCCACAUUACCGUGACAAUCCUCUCCACGGCAUCUUCUCCUACUUCUUCUUCUUCCUUGCUCAGGCUGCGGGCGGUCGAUCACCUUCAAACGCAUGACUUUUCUCCGCCAUUUGGCAUCCCAAGUCUCCUGUUAGAACCUUCAGGGCACAACAAUGGCAGGCGGGAAAGCUCGUACUCCCGCUUCGAAGUCGAAGGCUUCCGUCAAGACCGACAACGGGCUUCUUGAUUCUAUCUGGGUCCCCGAUUCUUCCACCAUCUUUGACGGUUCGAAUUCAAUGUCCGACUUCGAGAGCAAGCUAGGCGGGGCGAGCACGACCCCGGGACCGGCAUUCUUCCAAGCCGGAGACGUGAGGAAUGCCGAGGAGGACUUGGAGCUCGAUGGGUGCUUUCAGCUGCCAGGGAAGAAGAGGCGGCUGAGUGCCCAUCAGGUUCAGUUUCUGGAGAGGAGCUUCGAGGUCGAGAACCGGCUCGAGCCCGAGAGGAAGGCCCAGCUUGCCAAGGAGCUCGGGUUGCAGCCCCGGCAGGUUGCGAUCUGGUUCCAGAACCGGCGGGCCCGGUUCAAGACCAAGCAGAUGGAGAAGGACUAUGAUUCUCUGAGAGCUUGCUACGACAGCCUCAAGGCCAACUGCGACAGCCUCCUCAAGGAAAAGGAGAGACUGAAGCAUGAGGUGGAUUCUCUCAAAGAUAAACUGCUUUCCACCGGGGAGUGCAAGGAGGAGGAGAACACAUGUUUGAAGUCCGGCUGUCAGUUACAUGGAGAACCUCAGGAGUUGAAUGCAGGGGAAGCUCCCAAGCCACAAGAGGAUGCAGCUUCUGCAAAGAGCGAUGUGUUCGACUCCGAAAGUCCCCGCUUGACAGAGCCCGGGAAUUCUUCUCAAGGACUCGACCCCGAGAGCUCGGAGAUCGAGGAUGGGAGCAGCCUGAUGAUCAGCAAGAGCCUUCUGGCCCCAUUGAGUUACUUUCCUAAGAUUGAGGAUGGCUACAAUUGCAGUGAGCCUGCUAUGGAUUAUCCUUCUUGUACUUUUGGGUUCUCAUCUUCUGAAGAUCAUCCAUUUUGGAAUUGGACUUACUGAUUUCAGCUUAAGGCCCUCUCUCUUGUAAUAAUUUGCACUAAAAUAGCAAUAAAGUUUAACUAAUUAUUAAUAAUC